This is a messenger RNA of Lolium perenne, 981 nucleotides long. NCBI's taxonomy places the organism in Eukaryota, Viridiplantae, Streptophyta, Magnoliopsida, Poales, Poaceae. The record is from RefSeq and is a predicted model, not a curated record.
AUGGAGCCUCUCCUCUCCUCGCAGCCGCUGCCGUCGCCCGCCCUGACUUCCUGCCGCCGCGCGCGGCCGCCGCGCUCAUCCUCUCCCUCGUCGCCCCGUCCGGCUGCCGCCUCUGUCUCGGCCGCCCAGCCCGCCUCCGCCCGCCCCGUCUUCGCCAAGCUGCCGCCGCGCCUGGCCACCGCCUGUCGGCCGUUCUUCGCCUCGUCCGGCCGCUCCGAGCUCGUCUCUGCCCGGCCGCCGCUGCUGCUCGGCGCUCCGCUCCGUCCGGCCGACGUCCCGCCGCUGCCCGGCUGCUCCGUCCGGCCGCCGCCCGCUCGGCCUCUCCCUUCCGCGGGCCGCCCCGCCGCCAGGCCGUCUCUCCGUCCAGCUGCCGCCCGCGCCCGGUCUCUCCCGUCCGCCUGUGUCUGCUGCUAUCUUGCGAUUCCUCGCUGCCCGGUGAUUUUUAAUGGCGCGAAUUACCCUGAUUUCGUUGCCUUUAUGCGCGUCCAUAUGCGCGGUCUUCGUCUUUGGGGUGUGCUUUCUGGCGAGAUCCUCUGUCCGCCGCGCCCCACUUCUCCUACGACGCCUAUUCCACCGACGCUUGUUGCCCUUGCCCCCGAUGCUACUCAGGAGGUCAAUGAUGCAGCCAAGAGUUCUGAUGAUACUGCUCUGGCUGAGUAUGACCGGAAGGUCCAGGAGUAUUCCACUGCUGUUGCGACGUAUCGGCUGGAUCUGACUGACUACACUCAGUGGAUAGAUGAGGAUGCUCGUGGAAGAUCAUGGAGCACACCGCGUCUCGGCAAGCAGGCUAACGCGGUGGAGGCCGGUGUUGGCGGCGAGCACCAGGACCGGCGAAGUGAGGAAGGCUCGCCGUUCCUCCUAGUCUUGGAACGGAAGGUGGACAACUCCGUCAAGCUGAUCAGAUCAAGGGAUGAGAACACAGGUAAUUCAUUCGAUCUACCUGGCAAUACAUUUGUAUUUGUAUCUGAAAAGGAAGUUUGA